AUGACCGACAUCGAGAAGGUCGACAUCAACGAGUAUACCGGGCCCAGACAGUCUUCCGCGACACUCUCCGACACCGCGGUGGACGCACAGAGCACACAAGCCCACUCCGUCUUCUCCCCUUUCCCGGACGGUGGUCUACCGGCGUGGCUCACUGUCCUCGGCGCUUUCCUCGCCUUGUUCUGCUCCUUCGGCCAGCUCAACUCCUUCGGUACCUUCCAAGCGUUUUACGCAGACCACCAGCUCCAGCACCUGCCCGCCUCCACCAUCUCAUGGAUCGGAUCUCUGCAGCUAUGGGUCUUCUUCUUCUCCGGCGGGUUUGUUGGACGUCUAUUUGAUGCGUUCGGCCCACGGCCAAUCAUGGUCGUCGGAACUCUCAUUCUCGUCUUCGGCACAAUGAUGACCAGCCUGUCCAGCCAAUACUACCAGUUCAUCCUCGCACAAGGUAUCCUCGUUGGAGUCGGCAUUGGGGCUGUUUUCUAUCCCAGCCUGGCAGCUAUCCCCACAUACUUUCAGAAGUAUCGGAGCACCGCGCUCGGGAUCGCCCUCGCAGGCUCCGGCGUGGGUGGAGUCGUGUGGCCAAUCAUGUACCAACAGCUCUUCAUUCACGUCGGGUUCGCGUGGACCGUGCGGAUCACCGGCUUCGCCACGCUCGCGCUAUGUGGAAUCGCCCUCGCGAUGGUGUCGAGCAAUCUGUCCAAGAAACCCAAAGCCCAGCGCGAGAGCGCACCAAUAUUGGACUUGAAGAUCUUCCGCGACUUCACGUUCAUGCUCAUUGUCGUCGGGAGCAUCCUCGUAUGCCUCGGUCUCUUCAUCCCCUUCUUCUACAUCAUCGACUAUUCCACCGCCCACGGCGUCGCGCCACAGACGGCCUUCUACGUGCUCUCCGUCAUGAACGCAGGCGGGAUCCUCGGACGCCUCGUGCCGCCCGUGCUCUCCGACACCCUCGGCCGCUUCAACAUCAUAAUCCCCUGCGCCCUGUUCACGGGGCUGUCGAUGCUCCUGUUCUGGCCCUUCGCGACGAGCCUGGUGUCGAUCAUGCUGUUCGCGGCGGUGUACGGCUUCUUCAGCGGGGGGUUCAACGCGCUGGUCAUCCCCGUCGUCGCCCAGAUCUCGGACAUUCGCGAGAUCGGGACGCGCAUCGGCGUGCUGUAUUCUAUCAUCUCCGUCCCAGCGUUGUGCGGAGGCCCUGCCGCGGGCGCGAUCCUCAAGGCGAACGGGGGCAGUUUCCUCGGGAUGAUGAUCCUCGGGGGGUCGGCCGUCGUCGGCGGCUCGCUCUUCCUCCUCUGGGCGCGCACGACGCUCAGCCGCCAGCUCUCCGCGCGUAUAUAG
Epithele typhae is the source of this 1329-nucleotide messenger RNA. RefSeq names its product MFS general substrate transporter. Bases 1 to 1329 code for a protein of 442 amino acids. NCBI's taxonomy places the organism in Eukaryota, Fungi, Basidiomycota, Agaricomycetes, Polyporales, Epitheliaceae. Gene Ontology annotation, biological process: transmembrane transport. The record is from RefSeq and is a predicted model, not a curated record. Gene Ontology annotation, cellular component: fungal-type vacuole membrane. Gene Ontology annotation, molecular function: transmembrane transporter activity. The transcript has 5 exons.